AAGAGUGGCCACCCUGCGGGCCACAGCAAGACAGUCCCCGGGCUCCAGGUUAGUGCUUCUCCCACAAUGGAGUGGUGGGCGCUGCAGGUGCUGGUGGCCUUGGCUCUCGGAAUGGACUUCCGGCGCUGUUCAGGUUUCCCGGUGUAUGAUUAUGACCCUUCCUCCCUGCGGGAAGCGCUCCGGGCCUCGGUGGAAAAAGUGAAUUCUCAGUCGCUGAGUCCUUACCUGUUCCGGGCCUACCAGAGCUCCUUACAAAGAGUCAAUGUCCUGGAUGAAGACACCUUGAUCAUGAGCCUAGAGUUCAAUGUUCGAGAAACUACGUGUUUGAGAGAUUCUGGAAAAGAGCCCUCCACCUGUGUAUUCCAAAGGGGCUAUUAUGUGCCAACAGCUGCUUGCAGGAGCACCGUGCAGAUGGCCGCAGAGCAGGUGCAGGACGUGUGGGCUCUCUGCCGCUGGUCUUCCACAUCCGAGUCUAACAGCAGUGAAGAGAUGAUUUUUGGGGAUAUAAGAAGAUCUUAUAGACGGAGAAACAAUGAUCUGCUUGGUCAUAUUCCUGAUGAAUUCACAAGUGAACAAUUUUAUGGCCGGUCACUUGAGAUCAUGAGAAGGGGGUUUCCUCCUGCAAAUAGAAGGUUCCUGAACCGCCAGCACAGAGCAAGAAUAAAUUCUGGCUUUGAGUGACAUCCUGG
This is a messenger RNA of Jaculus jaculus (lesser Egyptian jerboa), 689 nucleotides long. It is a transcript of the gene Spp2, whose product is annotated as secreted phosphoprotein 2. Bases 67 to 681 code for a protein of 204 amino acids. The transcript is spliced from 7 exons. The record is from RefSeq and is a predicted model, not a curated record. Gene Ontology annotation, cellular component: extracellular region. Gene Ontology annotation, biological process: bone remodeling. Lineage: Eukaryota; Metazoa; Chordata; Mammalia; Rodentia; Dipodidae.